Messenger RNA from Acanthopagrus latus (yellowfin seabream), 1882 nucleotides. It is a transcript of the gene mmp13b, whose product is annotated as matrix metallopeptidase 13b. NCBI's taxonomy places the organism in Eukaryota, Metazoa, Chordata, Actinopteri, Spariformes, Sparidae. Gene Ontology annotation, molecular function: zinc ion binding; metalloendopeptidase activity. Gene Ontology annotation, biological process: collagen catabolic process; proteolysis; extracellular matrix organization. Bases 30 to 1409 code for a protein of 459 amino acids. The transcript is spliced from 11 exons. Gene Ontology annotation, cellular component: extracellular matrix. The record is from RefSeq and is a predicted model, not a curated record.
CUGGUUAGGACAACACAGAGACAACAACAAUGAUAGCUCUGCUGCUGCUGGCGCUGGUCGCUCACUCCUUUGCGCUGCCUGUGAAGUCAGGGGACAACGACAACUGGCUUUUAGCUGAGAAGUACCUCCGGCGCUUCUAUGGCCUCCCGGCCGGUCUCCAGGGAAGACAGAGGAUGGCAGAUGCCCUUCAAGAGAAGAUCAAGGACAUGCAGAGAUUCUUCAACCUCAAGGUGACAGGAAAUCUGGAUGACAACACUCUGGAGGUGAUGAAGCAGGCCAGAUGUGGCGUCCCGGACAUCGGGGAGUACAACCACUUCCCACGACAUCUCAAAUGGUCAAAUAACAAUGUCACGUUCAGAAUAGUGAAUUAUACACCAGAUCUGCAGAAGUCUGACGUGGACAGAGCCAUCCGCAACGCACUCAAUGUCUGGGCCGACGUCACCCCUCUGACCUUCAAGAAGUUGUACCGGGGCAACGCUGACAUCAUGAUCAGCUUCGGCUCAAAAGAGCACGGAGACUACAACCCUUUUGACGGGCCUAAUGGAUUGCUGGCUCACGCCUACCCCCCCGGCCAAGGCAUUGGAGGAGACACUCACUUUGACGAGGACGAACACUGGAGCAAAGAUUCAUCAACAUACAACUUGUUUAUAGUGGCGGCCCACGAGUUGGGCCACGCUCUCGGCAUGGGCCAUUCCACAGACGCCGGCGCCCUGAUGUACCCCGUCUACUCGUACGCUAGAGGCUUCCCGCUGGCCGAGGACGACAUCGAAGGCAUUCAAGCACUCUACGGCCCAAACCCGAACUCAAGGAAAGUGAAGCCCAAACCUGAUGCGCCAAACAAAUGUGACCCCAUGUUGACUUUUGAUGCCGUCACAGAGCUCAGAGGGGAAACCAUCAUCUUCAAAGACAGAUUCUACUGGCGUCUCCAUCCUCAGAUGCCCGAGCCUGAGCAGACACUGAUCAAGUCAACCUGGCCCUCCAUCCCCAACAAGGUGGAUGCAGCAUACGAGAACUCAGAGAAGGAUCUCGUCAUCAUUUUCAGUGGGAUCCAAAUGUGGGCUUUGAACGGUUACAGCCUUGUGGAUGGUUAUCCGAAGUACAUCCACAAACUUGGACUUCCCAAGAAAAUCAGGAAGAUAGAUGCUGCUGUGCACAUCAGGGACACUGGGAAGACUCUGCUCUUUACUGAUGAGGACUACUGGAGCUAUGAUGAAGCAACAAGCACCAUGGAUACUGGCUACCCACGAUCCAUUGAGGACGACUUCCCAGGGAUGGAUGACGAAAUUGACGCUGCUGCCUAUCACUAUGGAUACUUGUAUUUCUUCCACGAACAAAUGCAGUACGAGUACAGUUACAGCUCGAGGAAGGUCAUUCGCAUCAUGAGGACCAACUCCAUUCUCAACUGCUGAGGGGGGAGCCCGCAACUGUCGGCAACAGCUUUGCAACAUCCACAGAAUAUGCACAAACAUGCAUGUAGGACAUGAGACAUAUGGAGAUGCAGGUCACUGAGUGAGCAGGGAACUGGAGACAAGCAGACGAGUAGAGUUGAGUUGUAACAGGUUUUUUUUUUUUUUUAUAUUUACUUGUGCUGGACACCCGUAGGUCUUGUGAUUUGUCAGACACAGGAUGCUGGAAAAUUCCUCAGAAAUAUAUUUCCUUAGAUUAUCUCUAUUUAUUUUACAUCUUUAUAUUUGUACUUCAAGUUUCACCGCUGGCCGCAAGAUUCUUAGCAGGUUAAGUGUCCUGUCGGUCUCAUUAUUUGACUAUUUGUCUCACUAACUUUGGUGUUUCACCUGAAGAGCUUAGAGGUUUAAUAUAUUCUGUGUUUGUCCUUCCAUUUUUGUAAGUUUUGUGAAUUACAAUAAAAAGCAAAGAAAUCAAA